UCACGACAUUUAAUGGCGGCCCCCAUGAAAUUGCGAGUAAGUAAUAACAGGAAAUCAAGGUGACGUUUUAGCCUACGAGGGACUUACACAACACCGACGCGACUCAAAACUGUAACAGAUGCUCUGGUUUGCUUGUUGAAGAAGGGAGCGUGAACUGUAACAAUGCUGUACUGUCCAGUCAACGUCACCUUGAAUGAUGUCUGGAUCCACAACGGCCUGUCGCAGUGCUUCAUUGACACUGUGGUGCCACCACUCAUUCUGGGACUCAUGGUUGUGGCCGGUGGCAUACAGUGGGGGAUUUAUAGGAAAUAUGCUACGCCGUUAGACGUCCGGCUACUCCAGCGCAAGGCCGGUUACCGGAUCCAUAUUUCUCUGAUGCUCACCCUUGCAAUGCUGACAUGGGUACGCGUAUGUACGCUGUUUGUCUGGGGCACUCCGAUGGGACACCACUUUGUGUGGGCGGCUUGUCUCUUCCCAGCGUGGAUUGCUGCGGCUGCGCUGACGUCGUUGGAGAGGCACUGGGCCCUUCCCAGCAUUCCAACUUAUGGCCAUGGCCUUCCCCUGCUGCUCUUCUGGUCAGCAAGUCUCAUCCUGGAAGUGCUGUCUUUUAUGGGACUCAACAGUCCAUCAUGGUGGUUUCUCUUGCACGUAGACAGAGACAGUGCUGAGACAACCUUCUUUGCGGUGCGAUUCUUCCUCACCCUGGCAGUGUUCAUCUUUGGACUGGUGGCGCCCUCGGUCCCAAAGUCGAGCGACUAUGUGCAGUUCUGCCAGUUCCCAUCACCAGAGCGGGAGCCACUACUAGAGCAUGCAGAAGAAGGUGCCAGCACGUUCAGAGGAUUCUGCGGGAAACUGCGGCUACUCCUUCCAUUCUUAUGGCCUAGGAGAAAAAGCCUCCUGCAAUUCCUUGUCAUCUGCUGCUUUAUCAUCCUUGUUUCCGGACGUGCUAUUAACAUAUUCAUUCCGGUGUUCAACAAAAAAGUUGUUGACAGUCUGAAAGAUGAAGGCCAUAUGACUUUUCCGUGGAUAUAUAUCCUUCUCUACGUGCUCCUCUGGACUCUUCAGGGCCAAGGGUCAAGCAGUCUACUGUACAACCUGAGGUCAUUUCUCUGGAUUCCCGUGCAGCAGUACACAGUCCGAGAGGUUCAAGUGGAGCUCUACACACACUUACACGGGUUGUCUCUAAGGUGGCAUUUGGGAAGGAAAACUGGAGAAGUCCUAAAAAUUCUUGACAGAGGAACAUCCAGUGUUACGCAACUGCUCAGCUACAUCCUGUUCAACAUUCUGCCCGCCAUCGCGGACAUUCUGAUAGCAGUUGUCUACUUUGUUGGCUUCUUCAACCCAUGGUUUGGGCUAAUAAUCUUCGUUACCAUGGCAGUUUACUUAGCAUCAACAAUCACUCUCACCGAGUGGAGGACAAAGUACCGCCGCGACAUGAACCUGUUGGACAAUGCUGCCACGGCUAAAGGAGUAGACGCUCUGCUUAAUUUUGAAACGGUAAAAUACUACAAUGCUGAAGAAUACGAAGUACAGGGUUACAAGGAGUGUGUGGAAAAGUUUCAAGUGGCAGAAUGGCGUACGAACGCCUCUUUGAACCUGCUAAACAUCAUUCAAACGGUUGUGAUCUCCUUGGGUACUCUAACGGGAACUUUGUUGUGUGCCCACAUGGUGGUGACACAUCAAAGUGGACUGACCGUAGGAGACUAUGUUCUGUUUCUCACCUACAUCAUGCAGCUCUAUCAGCCUCUCAACUUCCUUGGCACAUAUUACCGCAUGAUACAAAGGUCGUUCAUCGACAUGGAGAACAUGUUCGAAUUACUCAGCAUCAGGCCGGAGGUUGUCGACGCAGUGAACGCACCGACGUUAAAAGUCACUAAAGGUGUGAUCAAAGUGGACAAAGUGUGUUUUUCCUAUGAGCCUGAGCGUCCCAUUCUGAAAAACAUCUCCUUUGAUGUGCCAGCUGGGAGAACUAUGGCCAUCGUGGGGCCCUCAGGGGCAGGGAAGAGUACAAUAAUUCGACUCCUGCUACGCCUGUACAAUGUGCAAAGCGGAAAUAUCUACAUUGAUGACCAAGACAUUGCUACGGUGAAACAGCGCUCGCUCCGACAAGCCAUCGGUAUUGUUCCUCAAGACACGGUGCUUUUUAACAACGACAUCAGGUACAACAUCCGUUACGGCCGGGUAGAUGCGAGCGACACCGAAGUUGAGGACGCGGCACGCGCGGCAGAGCUGCACGACCAGAUCCAGGGCUUCCCUCAGGGUUACAACACCAUCGUAGGUGAAAGAGGACUGAAGUUGUCUGGUGGAGAAAAACAACGAGUCGCCAUUGCUCGCACCAUACUGAAGGCACCUGCCAUCAUACUGCUUGAUGAGGCUACGUCAUCUCUCGAUACAAAGACUGAGCGAAACAUCCAGGCAUCCCUUGACAGGAUUUGCAGCAAUAGGACAACGCUCAUUGUAGCACACAGGCUAUCGACUGUGAUUCAUGCGGACCAGAUCUUAGUUCUUCGUGAGGGAGAGAUUACAGAAGCUGGAAGUCACGAGGAACUACUUGAACUGGGUGGACUUUAUGCUGAAAUGUGGAGCCAACAACAGAGAAAAGGAGAGGUACUGCCGGAUGAAGGUAUCGAAGAGUCAUGAGUGAGUGAGUGAGAUUGGGAAAGGGAAGGACUGAAAUGAGUGUGUUUCAAAACUGUUAUAGUAUUUUUCGUCCUUUUGUUACGUUGAGACUCUUCUGGAGUUUUGUACAUGUUGCUUUUACAAGCUUGUGAGUGGUGGCAUAUUUUUAGUUAUGUCACAUGAAUUGUGUGUUAACGAUUCUGUAGUGAUUUUGAGAACUCUUACGUUGUGUGUACAUCAAUAAACAAUGUUUAAUGGAAGACAAAGGAAUGUGCACGUGGUGAGAUUCAGCAACGAUCCUUACAUCUUCUCAAAACACUCGUGUAGGCUUCUCCACACUGACAGUGCCUGAAAUGGUUAGUCAAGUAUCGUUAUUACUAUAUUGUUAUUGCCACCUAAUGGGUAUGAAUAAAUGGGUAAUGCACAUUUCACCCCACCUCAGCUUUUCCUUAAUCCAUGUUGUAAAUCUAAGAAUUGUUGCAGUUGCCACUGGCUGUUUGUGUUUCACCAUACUAUAUGUACAUACUUUUUCUAACUACUAUAAGGGUUCAGUAUUAUUUACAGUUUCAUUCAUUAUAAUGCCCCUUGCAUUAUGAUUUCUUAAAUGUCAAUCAUCACCGUUCAGCACACGUGAAUUUUAAAGCUUUAUCUCUCUUCAUAUUUUAUUUCUACUAAAACUGUUUCCUUCUCAAAGUGGCUAUGGACAUCAGUUCUGAAAAUGUACUGCCCACUUGCACUUUUGUAGUAAACAGCAUACUGGCCAUUCUCUACGA
Molecule: messenger RNA, 3392 nt
Organism: Ornithodoros turicata
Lineage: Eukaryota; Metazoa; Arthropoda; Arachnida; Ixodida; Argasidae
Gene: Hmt-1
Product: ATP-binding cassette sub-family B member 6-like
Exons: 21
Coding region: 163-2640 (825 amino acids)
Biological process (GO): heme transport; transmembrane transport
Cellular component (GO): vacuolar membrane
Molecular function (GO): ATP hydrolysis activity; ABC-type heme transporter activity; heme binding
Source: RefSeq, a predicted model, not a curated record